Klebsormidium nitens is the source of this 1462-nucleotide messenger RNA. Lineage: Eukaryota; Viridiplantae; Streptophyta; Klebsormidiophyceae; Klebsormidiales; Klebsormidiaceae. The record is from the annotation of a GenBank genome assembly.
AGCGGACUGGUGUGAGGCCUACUACGGAGAGCCUCCAACGGACUACUCAGUGUACCGAGUCUUUGGGCAGAGUCCAGCUUUUCAAGUGGGGCCAUUGGAACCGGUGAAAAUUGAAGAGCUAGCUACGGGUGUGCCCGGGGGGGAGAGCAAGCAUGAAGAGAGGCAGCAUCCGGAAAGUGACCAGGAAAUCGAGGGGAAGGGGAUUGGUACCGCUCCUAAAGCAGCCGAUGUUGGAGGCGGGAAGGAGAGUGCCAUCAGAGUGGAAGAGGCGCUUGAAGAGAAGGUGAAGGGGUCUGGCGUCGGUGAAGGGGGUGAGAGUGAGCGGACAGGGGAGAUGGGGCCGGCCGAAGAGCGCGACUGGAACGCCUGGGAGAGAUUCCUGGAGAGCAAGAGGGUGGUGCAGAUCACCUUGAGUUUGCAGCGCAUCUAUGAGAGGGUGCAGGCGAAAGGGGCAGCUGAUGUCAAAAAGUGGAUCGACCAGAUGAAAAAGAUGGUCUACACAGACUCGUUUGUAGACUUCGGUCUCACCAGUUGGAACGACAUCGACUUAUGGCAUGUCGCGGUAGAGGGGCGCAAAGUGCUGCCAGCAUACCCGCUAGUACGAGAAGCGAUCGCCCACUUCGUGGAGCAGGUUCAAGGGCGGGCUGUCUUUUACAGUGAUCAAGCCGUCUGGGCCGCUUUAUCCCAAGAGCUUGCAGGGGAGCGGGUACCGGCGGUAGCUGGGCUGCUGACGGAGCGCUGCGCCAUCGGCGCAAUCAUUGAUGGUCAGGGCUACAAGGCUGUGCUAAAGAUGGAGAAGCCGGAGCUAGUCAAAUUGGUGUUCUUCGACCGCGAUGCAGAGGCCCCUGCUGUUUUGACCGAACAAGAGGACUUCCGGAAGAGCGGACUUGAAACACGGGUUGCUUGCUUCGUGCCUCGGACGCCGUUCUACCCUGCCAUGGAUAUGGCCAUCCUGGUGUUCAAGAAGCCGAAGGACCAGCAAGGGUCUGUGGAGCGGCUCACGAAAGUUCAAAUGACACUGGAGUCGGCGCACGACCAUCGUCGCUUGACUCAGACCGCAAUGCAUAUCCGCAAUGUGAAGCCGUGGCUGGGCGGUGCAAAGCUUGAAGCCGUGGAGGUGGAAUUCUGCUACAUAGUGCCCGGUGAUCUCGUCGCCGGCGGGGUUCUGCGCCAUACUGAUCAAAAGCCAGCACAGUUGGGGGUCACGCGGGGACAAGCGGGGUCUGUACAGAUUGUUGCGCAUACUCACAUAGAGUUAGCUUUUGGCCAGCUAGAUGGAAGGCUAGAUCAAGUGGAUAACUGGCAGCGGGGGGGAAGUUAGGCUGGUUCUAGCGAGAGCCGUCAAGCGCCGACAAAUCCGCACAUGCCAUGCUUCCAUGUCUCCCUCGACUUUGAUUUCUAACGGGCCGGCCUUGGUUCUCCGCUUCACUUUGUGAGCAAUUUCGGAGGAUCUUCAGUUGCA